Messenger RNA from Hemiscyllium ocellatum (epaulette shark), 3482 nucleotides. RefSeq names its product thioredoxin-related transmembrane protein 1 (gene tmx1). The record is from RefSeq and is a predicted model, not a curated record. NCBI's taxonomy places the organism in Eukaryota, Metazoa, Chordata, Chondrichthyes, Orectolobiformes, Hemiscylliidae. The transcript has 8 exons. The coding region runs from base 28 to 915 and encodes 295 amino acids.
GCAGUGCGUAGUGGAUGUGUCGGGAAGAUGGCGGCGGCCGGGUCCCCGGGGCGGCCAGAGCUCGGUUUGGUAACGCUGUUACUGUUGACCGCGUGGGCUUCAGUACUGGCCGUACAGGCCCAGAGGAGUCCAGUCAAAGUCAUCACCGAUCACAACUGGAGGGAGAUCCUGGAAGGAGAAUGGAUGGUGGAGUUCUAUGCCCCCUGGUGUCCUGCCUGCCAGCAGCUACAGUCUGAAUGGAAUGAGUUUGCAGAGUGGAGUGAUGAUCUGGGUGUUAACGUAGCCAAAGUGGAUGUAACUGAACAGCCAGGUUUGAGUGGCCGUUUCAUUAUUACUGCUCUUCCUACAAUAUACCACUGUAAGAAUGGAGAGUUUAGAAAAUAUCAAGGCCCUAGAAUGAAGAACGACUUUAUUGACUUUAUAGAUGGAAAGAAAUGGGAAUCCAUCGAACCAAUGUACUCUUGGUUACAACCUUCCUCAUUUUUGAUGACUGGCAUGUCAGCAUUAUUUCAGCUGUCUAUGUGGAUUCGUCAUUGUCACAAUUACUUCACGGAAGUUAUCGGCAUACCAGUUUGGGGAUCAUAUAGCAUUUUUGCUUUAAUAACGCUUAUUUCUGGUCUUGCACUUGGAUUGGUUCUGGUCUUCGUGGCAGACUGUGUGUUGCCAUCACGACGAUAUAGGCAACAACCACAUUGUUCCCAAAAAGGAAAAAUGCCACCAACCAAGCUAGUGAAGCCAAAGGAUUGGCAGUUUCAGGAAGAGGAUGAUGAAACUGAAGAUGAUCUUUGCUCACAAGCAGACGAAAGCAGUAGUAAAACAUUUGAGAAGGCUGUGCUGAAUGAUUGUGGAGAUUACUUGAAGCAGAAUAUCAGAAAACGUACUAAAGAGCACACUGAAAGAGCUGAAGACUCCUGAUUUUAACAACAGACUAAAAUGUAAGGUGACUGAAGCUGUAAUGCUUUUGUAAGGCAUUGACGACAUUUGUUUAAGCAGUGGAUUUAUGAGCCAAGGCAACUGUACAUUAAAAACUUGAGAUCAGCUGAGAUGGGUAAUAAUAUUGUACUAAGAUUGCUUUUACCGCUGCAGGCUUAACCACAAAAUUGAGAAGCUUAAGUUGUGAAAACAAAUUUUGCAUGCUAUUUUGAGUCUUCCACACUUUCUUGGUUAUACAGCCAAUUUGGUACUGAGUCCUUUGUACAUUGUUGGGGAAGGCUUGAAGUGGAGCAAUUAUAACAGUACUAUUAUGGUAGUAUCCUUGAUGUAAAUCUAAAAAUGCAUAUCUCCCAAACUGCUUGCUAAAUGGUUUUGUUUUCCAAAAUGGCAGUUUAAAAUGUGACCUAUUAACUAAUUAUACUUGCUCAUUUAGCAACUGGUUUCUGCCUUAUUACUGAAAGUAGUUAUACUAUAUGUUCCAGAACAAUGCUAUGUUUUUUCUCUGUUAAUUUUGCUUUCUUUUAUUUCAAACGAUAAGCUGAUUUUUAAAAAAAAACUCAAAAACAGCUAUUGAUAACAUUUUUGGAAUUUCUGCUUAUUAACCAAUAAUUGGCUUUAAAAAAUCCUAUAAUCUUGUAUUUCAGUUGGGUCUAAACCUUUUAUCUGUCACUGCCUCACAUUUAUUUAAAUUUGCUAUCCUAGGUUCAAAGUUUCUGUUCGUCAGUCGUUAAUUGUAUUGAAAUUUCUUUCUCUCGAACCUUUUAUUAAUUAAGUCUUUGUCAUAAUAUAAACACUUGGUAAACAAACCAGCCUAUUUAUCAAUGUAUGUUCAACUCGAGAAGCAAAUUGGACAUGAAAAGAUAAGUUGGUUCAUCAUACCUGAUUAUAAACAGGUGACUAUUUUUUAGAAAUUAUGUCAAAAUAAUCAUUGGUGGCCUAAAUUUCACUGAAUUCUUGAAGUGUUGGUUGUAAGGGACAGGAGUUUUAAUUUUUUUUUAAAAAUGAGUAAUAGCCCUUAUGUUUCAAUGAGCAAAUAGCCAAAGUUGCACUGCAGUGAGCUCUUUAAAUCAAGAAGGACCCUGGUCUGUGGUGAGUGACCUGACCUGUAUGGGAUUUGAAGUUUUGGUUUGAUUAAGCACCAAAAUAAGCUUCAGUGUUCCUUAGUUAGGGAGGAUAAAAAUUAGCCCAGCUUUCUCUCAUGACUGCUACCAGUGAUUCCAAAAUAUCUAGACUAAUGUGGACUUUUAUCCUAAUGGCCUAUGCUAUCAAGUAACCCCAUGAUACUCAGGGUUCAACCUCAGAUGUGGAAAUUGGCCACAAAUAAAAAUUUUAGUAGAAUGCUGAGGCCAGUAGAAAUAUAUUGAGCAUGUUACUGAGAGUCAUAAUGAACGAACCUUUUGAUUAGGUAAAAAGUGCUGCAUUUUAAUCUACUAUUUAAUAAGAGAUGGGAUGCACAAAAGACCAAAAGUUUCAGGUAUUUGUACUCCCAUUGCCUGUUUAUAAAUAGUACCUUCUCGUGUGGGAACUCAUCGUUUUUUUUUAAAAUUACUGUAGUUUGAAGAGGGCUUGUGGUUUCAAUUAGGAACCUGAGGUUCGCUAUCAAAAGCACCAACUAGUUUACAGUGUUUUAUUUGUGUACAGAAAUAUUUUCAAUGGGCAUAGAAUUUGCUCUUAAAAUGUUCUUUUUCUGUAAAAUUGGUGAAAAAUAUGCCUUUUUGUACUUUUGGUUUAGAGUUAAAACUCUUUAACAGUGCCAUUAAAAUCUGGUACAUUAGUGCUGUAGUUUUGAAUGCCAGAAAGUAAAUUCUGUUGCUAAAAUUACACACUCAGUAUGCAGACAAUAAACAUCUGUAUGAAUGUGAUACAUACACUGGAUUCACUGUAAGUUUUGUUUGCUGUGGUAUGACUUUCUUUAACCAUGUCAGAUGUAUUUAGCUGUCAGAGGUGUGUGUGAUACUUUUGAAUUAAUUAUUAGACGUAGUGGAAUAACAGACUAAUUCCAAAAUUCAUUUAUUAUUUACAACUUUGAGAGUAUAUCUGAACGCAAGUUCCAGACUCUCAAGCAGAUUUUUCUUUUUGUUGGGGAGCUUAUGUUUGAAAAGGGAGGGAGAAUAAAAUUGAAAAAAACAUUUGUAAAUAGCCUUGUUCUGACAAUAUUGUUGUACGUUUAUAGCAAGUGCCUGACAACCAUUUGGUUAUGUUAGGCUGACAUAUCUUGUAAGGUUUUUUUUUUCUUAAUUUGUAUAAAGCUGUUUCUUCCAAUGAUAUUUGUUUGGUUUUCCUUUUUCCUUUAAAUUCUCAAAAGUUUAUAAAAACAAAAUCAAAAAGUGUUAAAUGAUUUUACAUUUAGUAACCACAAGUGAGUUGCAGUUAAUAUUCAGCUGAAAACUUCUGCUAGUUCAAAGUGGAUUAUUUGCAGUCUAAUUGUUUGGAUUGUACUCUGGAUAUGAGGAAUGGAUGACUCAAUACCAAAUAGUAUGUUUAAAUAACAAUUUUAUUAAAUAGUUAUUGAAAGUUAUAAACAUUUAAAAUAAAUGAGAAGAAAACUG